Molecule: messenger RNA, 3406 nt
Organism: Orbicella faveolata
Lineage: Eukaryota; Metazoa; Cnidaria; Anthozoa; Scleractinia; Merulinidae
Product: protein misato homolog 1-like
Biological process (GO): mitochondrion organization
Cellular component (GO): cytoplasm; mitochondrion
Source: RefSeq, a predicted model, not a curated record
CAACAAAUAUGGCGGGCAGCUCGACGAGGGAGGUUAUAACACUUCAAUUUGGCCAUUAUUCCAACUUUGUAGGUACUCAUUGGUGGAAUAUUCAAGAGUCUAGCUUCUGCUAUGAUCCCAAUGCUUCAUUUCAACAAGAAAUCAACCACGAUGUCUUGUUCAGGGAGGGUUUAACUUUGCUUGGUGAGCAAACCUAUACCCCAAGGUUGCUGAUGUUCGAUUUGAAAGGAAGCCUGAAAAAUCUGCCAAGAUACGGUACUUUGUAUCAGAAUCCUUCUUGCAGCAACGAAGCUGCGUGGUCAGGAAAGAUAUCUGUACAUGAGACAGGACCAGAACCUAAAAAUGAGUUUCAAAUGGACUUGGAAGCGGAAGAACCUCAGACUACUGAAACUGUAGUUACCGACAACAGAACGUUUGAUCGUGACAGUGAAACACUUGAUCCUGAUUCCAAUUCAGGUGUGACUGAAGAUAAUAAGAAUCUACGAGAGAAAUAUUACAACCUAGAUGAAGACAUUUCUGUUUGGUCGGAUUUCUUGGGAACUUGCUUGCACCCCAAAUCAAUUCAGUUGGCGGGGAAUUUCCUGCAUGAGGGAAGUGCAAAUCCUUUUAAUGUGUUUGGAUAUGGACAGAGCAUAGUAAAGGACGAACACUUUUAUGAUGAGCUUGAAAAUAAUCUUCAUUUCUUUGUGGAAGAGUGUGACAGACUUCAGGGAUUUCAGAUUUUUGCUGAUGUGUACAAUGGUUUUGGUGGUUUGAGCAGCCAAAUAAUUGAAGAGCUACGAGAUGACUAUGGAUCUAAAUCAUUUCUUACAUUUGGAGUUACACCAACUCAAUUUCCAGAUGGAACACACAAAGACACCGCUCACAGAAUCCUGAAUUCAGCUUUGAGUUAUGGCCAUUUGUCGCAAAACAGUGACAUGUUCAUUCCACUGUCACUUGCUAGUGAGGCAUGGCCACGUAUGAGACAAGCCAGGGAGUUUCCUCUUCUCACUUAUAAGCCUGCUCUUUCAUACCACACAAGUGCAAUCCUAGGAGUGUGUGUAGAUACAAUAACCAUGUCAUACAGAUUGCUCACACCUCAGGUGGCUAAUAUGAGCAGUUUUAUAGACAGUGUAGCGUUUGGAGGGAGAAAGAUUGCCAGCCUUUCCUCAACAUUUCCCUUGCCUGUGGAAGAGACUGUUCCUUUAGCAUCACUUCUGGGUUCUAGACUUCAUAGAAGCGGACAGGAGCUCUUGCAAUUCCUGACUCCUGGUGUUUCAAAUUCCUCCUCUUUGAUAUCCCAGUCUGCAGUCAUAAGAGGCAUUCCUUCAUCUCUUACCCAUAACCCUCAGCGGAACGUCCAAACCCAGAAUCCCUCGCAGCACGAGAACCCUUUUGAAGUCUGCUCAGCCACCAAUGAAAUGGUUCAAACGUUCUUGCAGAAUUUACAUCCCCAAACCUCCCCCUUGUGUUGGAAUGUGAAUCAAGCUUGCAUGGUUAAGCCGCCAUUUCCAAAUAUUUUCGCUUCAAGGGUAACUAGUGAUGGAUUUGUCGUAGAAGGAUAUGCAAGACCGGAGGGUAGAAGAGUGAAUCAAACAAGUGUGCUUAGUCGCGUCGAGUCAAAUUCCGGCAUUGCGGGCAUGUUGUUGUCAUUGAUUCAGUGGGCAAAAAAAGUUAAUAUCAACAAACAUCAUCUGUUUUUGGAGUCUGGAACUGAAGCAGAAACAUUUAAAGAAAUGCUUGAGGAUUUGACAUGCUUGUCGGAACGUUACGAGAACCCAUGACAAGGCGUUAAAUAUUUUGCUUCAUGGAAGGGCUAAAGCUCGAAACAACAGCCAAGUCUAAACGGCAUUUAGUUCAUCUUCACAAGUCACAAGUUCACAACAAAUUAAAAAUUCUAACUUGCUUGUCAGCGCAACGGAAUGGCUUCUUCAGAAACUAACUCCAUGUAUAUAUUGUAUAUUUUACUAAUUUUGAUGAAAUCGCUUACCGGGUAGUUACCGGUAAUAGGAAACGAAGACGUUCUUUUGGCCAAUCACAAUGCGUAAAGAAGUCACUCUUCCCAGCUGAAAAGAGUAACACAUACUCUACAAUUGAAUGUAACUAAAUCAUUCAACAAAUAGAAAAUAAAAGCAAUUGCAAAGAAUAACAAAAGCCCGUAAUAUCGCUAGAGGUAUUGAUAAAUUGAAAAGGAUCUCACAUGAUUUUUUAAAGGCAGCCUAUGAACUAGUCUGAGACGCAGACACUACAUAGCGCUUGUGUUAAACAACGCAACUUAACUAUGAACGUGACAGACUUACACUUUCUUUCACGCUGCCGCAUUCGUAGGAUAACGUUAACGGUAAAAAACGAAUGCCACGGCCUUACUUCAGCCAGUUAUCCGAAAGGAUUUCUUCGACCUGCUGAAACGGUUCCUCGAAAGACGCGAUGAUAAGUUCCUAGCUAAAAAUGCUUUGGACUAGGAUAACAAGGUUAGGGGAGUUGGAAGAAUUCGAGACAGUUAUGCAAGUCGAGGGUUAGCAUAACUGCUGGACAUCUAAACACAACCAAAAGAACGCACUUUCCACUUUCCUUACCCAAGUUCUCACAAAGACAGCGGUAAGCACGAUAAAGAGAAAAAUCCAAUUCCACAGAAAACCGAGAAAUAUUUUCAACGAGUGCGUACAAGUCAGGAAAUUUCUCGUCCGUGCGAAGGUGAAAGUUUUAAAUAAUGGGAACCGAAAAAAUUGACGUUACAAUGGACAGCUCACACGACACACCUUCAAUGUAAGAGCGCGAGAGAAGGUGCGCGCGCGCAAAUGCACGAGCUCCAAAAGGAGUGAACAAAAGUUUUCUUUUAAAUUACCAAAAGCAAACCAAGUAUAGUACAGCCGAAGUUCCGUUUGACUUGGAGACAGGCCAGGGAGUACGACCGGUACCAUUCACGAAGGGACUCGUUUUCCGCACAGCGGUCGCCUAAUCAAACCCAGCAAAAAGAGAAAAGGUUGCGGCUUUGCCAUCUUUUCCAACCGUCCAUGUCUCGAGUCACAAACCACAAUCUGAGGGUUAAGGAAACAUUUCACACCCCCUAAAAUAUGGAAGGGAUUACCCUCCGCGCAGUGGUUUGGACGCCUCUGAUCUGUUUCCACAGCUUAAAUAUACGUCUUCCUUGUUCAAAUUCGUGUAAGGACAAUCUUUCAAGGAUUGGAAAGACAUCAACGUAACAGAAAGCGGCCCAUAGCUCACCCAGGAAAACGUGAACAAGCAUUGAUUGGGCAUGUUAAGUACUACAGAGCCCGCCACUUUUGGUUUUUAACUUUCAUGUUUCUGAUCUGCUGACCAGGAUCACGAUUAGCUAAGUAACAUUCUUAGGCCCCGUCCUACCCCGGAGAAAGUUGAAAACGCAGCUUUCUUUCUACGUUAGGCCUACCGUCCACACUAAUCCGUC